Molecule: messenger RNA, 2718 nt
Organism: Penicilliopsis zonata CBS 506.65
Lineage: Eukaryota; Fungi; Ascomycota; Eurotiomycetes; Eurotiales; Aspergillaceae
Exons: 5
Coding region: 1-2718 (905 amino acids)
Cellular component (GO): plasma membrane
Molecular function (GO): calcium-activated cation channel activity
Source: RefSeq, a predicted model, not a curated record
AUGGCGUCUCGCACCAUCUCCCUGCACGAUGCAGGUCUUUCAAGCGUCCACCACCUGGUUGCUCGUGCGUCGUCGACCUCGGUGGACUCGACCUCCAGCUCGGCCUCGAGCUUGGUGACAACGUUGAUUCUGUCGGGCAUUCCUGCAAUUGCCUUUGUCGUGGGUUUCAUCAUCCUGCGUAGGAGCUAUCGCAGACAGUAUAUGCCCCGUACCUACCUGGGCGUGCUGGACGAGCAUGAGCGCACCCCCGCCACCCCGACCGGUCUCUGGAACUGGGUCAAGGAGAUGUACAAGCUGCCAGACACCUAUGUCUUGCAGCAUCAUUCGCUCGAUGCAUACCUGUUCCUUCGCUUCGUCAAACUAGCCUCCAUCAUGUGUCUUGUUGGUUGUUUGAUCACCUGGCCCGUUCUGUUCCCCCUCAAUGCCACCGGCGGCGGCACCAAGAAGCAAUUGGAUAUCCUCAGCAUGUCCAACAUCAAGGAUCAGUUUGCCCGCUACUACGGUCACUGUUUCUGCGCCUGGGCCUAUGUUGGAUAUAUCUUCUACACCGUGACUAGAGAGUACAUCUUCUUCAUCACCUUGCGCCAGGCAUAUGCCCUCUCUCCCGCCUAUGCCAGCCGCAUGUCUUCCCGCACUGUCCUUUUCACCGCCGUCACCCCGGACUACCUCGAUCGCGACAAGAUCCGCCAGAUGUUUGGCGCCGAAAAGGUCAAGAACGUCUGGAUCGCGACGGAUACCUCCGACCUCGAGGACAAGGUCAAGCAGCGCGAUGGCGCCGCCAUGAAGCUCGAGGCCGCCGAGACCAAGUUGAUCCGUAAGGCCAACGCGGCCCGCCUCAAAGCCAUCAAGAAGGGCCAUGCCGAUCAGACCGCUCUUGACAAUGCCGCCAGCGAUGAGGCCGACGACGAGUCAGGCUCCAUCGCUGCUCGCUGGAUCCGUCCCAAAGACCGUCCCACCCACCGUCUCACCAUGCUCAUCGGAAAGAAGGUAGACACCAUCAACUGGGCCCGUUCCGAGAUCGAGCGCCUGAGCCCCGAAAUCGAAGAACUCCAGGCCAAGCACCGCGCCGGCGAUGCCGAUAUGAUCUCCUCCGUCUUUGUCGAAUUCCACCGCCAAACCGAUGCCCAGAGCGCCUACCAGUCGGUGGCUCACAAUCUGCCUCUCCACAUGUCCCCCCGCUACAUUGGUCUUAACCCUAACCAGGUCAUCUGGUCGAACCUGCGCAUCAAGUGGUGGGAGCGCCUCGUUCGCUACAGUGCCACCAUGGCCCUCGUGGUUGCCAUGAUCAUCUUCUGGGCCAUUCCAGUCGCCGUGGUGGGUUCCAUCUCCAACAUCAACUACCUGACCGACAAGGUCCACUUCCUCAGCUUCAUCAACAAGCUGCCCUCCUUCCUGCUUGGUAUCAUCACCGGUUAUCUCCCCACCAUCCUCAUGGCCGUCCUGAUGGCCCUGGUGCCCAUCUUCCUGCGUCUGAUGGCCAAGAUGGGCGGUGCCGCCAGCUUGGCUGAGGUCGAGUUGACCGUCCAGAACUGGUACUUUGCUUUCGAGGUCGUUCAGGUCUUCCUGGUGGUCACCAUUGCCUCGUCGGCUUCCAGUGUCGUCACCAAGAUCAUCCAAGAUCCCACUUCGGCCGCCAACCUGUUGGCCAACAACAUCCCUCUGGCCUCGAACUUCUACAUUUCCUACAUUGUUCUGCAGGGCUUGUCCUUUGCUGCAGGUGCUCUCCUGCAGAUCAGUGGCCUCAUUGUGGGCAUGAUCCUGAGCAAACUCUUCGAUAGCACCCCUCGUAAGAUGUACAACCGUUGGUCCAACCUGUCCGGUCUUGGUUGGGGAACUAUCGUCCCGGCCAUCUCUCUGUUGUUGGUUAUUGCCAUCACGUACUCAUGCAUCGCCCCCCUGGUUCUUGGUUUCGCCACCGUUGGUUUGUACCUAUUCUACUUUGCCUACCGCUACAACCUGCUGUACGUAUCGAAUGCCACCAUCGAUACCCAGGGCAAGAUCUACGCACGUGCCCUGCAGCACACCCUGGUGGGAUGCUACCUGCUCAUGGUCUGUCUGAUUGGACUGUUUGCCAUUGGAUCGGCCUCGAACACGAUGGCUGUCGGCCCCUUGGUGCUGAUGAUCAUCUUCCUUGUCUUCUGCAUCCUGUACCACAUGUCGCUUAACGCGGCGAUGGAGCCCCUCGUGCACUACCUGCCCAAGAACCUGGAGGCGGAGGAAGAGUCUCUCCUGGCGGAGGAGCGCCCCAAGCUGGGUGUCGAAUCGGACAACAAGGCGGCGGCCCCUAGCAGCUCCGCACACAACGGGACCGGGAACGGGAACGGUGUCGAGGACGUAAUGGACGCUGCGGAGAAGGGCCUGCCCAACACGGUGCUGCCUCCGGCGCACCAGAAGCCGAACCUGUUUGCCAAAUACCUGCGACCGGAUAAGUACACGGACUACGCCACGCUGCGGCGGUUGGUCCCCAACGCGGUCGAUGUCGCCGCGUACGCUCCUGAAGUGGAGCGCGACGCCUACUUCCAUCCCUCGAUCACCUCGCAAGUGCCGCUGCUGUGGAUCCCCCGCGAUGAGAUGGGGAUCAGCAAGCAGGAGAUCCAGCAUACCUCGCGGGUCAUCCCUAUCACGGAUGACGAUGCCUGGUUGGACGAGAAGAACAAGAUCCAUUGGGACAUGGAUAAGGGCCAACCUCCUAUUUAUGAGGAGAAGGUUUCUUAUUAG